Messenger RNA from Gadus chalcogrammus (walleye pollock), 3307 nucleotides. RefSeq lists its product as uncharacterized. The transcript has 5 exons. The record is from RefSeq and is a predicted model, not a curated record. Lineage: Eukaryota; Metazoa; Chordata; Actinopteri; Gadiformes; Gadidae. Bases 1228 to 2631 code for a protein of 467 amino acids.
CCAGUUUCAGUACUUCUCAGUUUAUUAAGUGUGAGCAGUUUUAAAAUAAAAAUGCUUUUGGUAGCAACCGCUUUUGGGUGAAUUCUUAAUUAUUUUCAAGCGUAAUAAUAAUGCACUGGUUAGUGUCCCAGUGGGAAUCCACUGUUGCAGAUAUAGUCACCUCAAUGAUGUCCUCCAUUUAUUGUCCUGAAUUAUCUUUCUUGAAGGUAGAUUGACCCUUAACCUUUUCAUCAGUCUUCCAGCCAUCAGUAACUACCAAUACUUGUAAGAUUUGCUGUUUAAUAUUGAUAUAAUACUAGUUUUAAUAUGUUGCUUCUCUACACAGUCAUGAAGUGAAGGAAACGGUUCAAAUACAUUUUUCAUUUUUAAUAACAUUAACCCCCGGAUCGGAUCGAAAUCGGAUCGAAUCGGAAAUCAGAUCAGAAUCGGAUGGAAUCGGAGAAAAUCGGAAAAAAAUCGAUUCUGAAACUUAAAAAUCGGAAUCGAAUCGAUUCUUGAAAUGUGAAUCGAAACCCAGCUCUAGUCUACAGCAUAGCUGUGAGACUCAGUAUGUUUGUGUAGGUGCUGACAGUCUUGCUGACUAUUACCCGGUGCCUGUAUAUAGGAGGUUUGAUCUCGAUCUUGCUGUUCUCCACCAGUCUGUUUAGGUCACGAGUGAUGGAGGACAUCAUACGUGGCACCCUCCCCCAUAUUGAUGACGAGACUCACGGGAGACUUGUAGAAAGUCUCUCUGCAAUGGGUCUGAGGGAGGCAGACGACAUGAUGUAUAUCAGAUAAGAUGACAUAAAAGACCUGCUGUCAAUUGUUGAUUGCAGGAAACUUCUUCACAAAUUCAGCAACAGAGGUAAGGCAUCAUUUAUAGCAAAAGGGUCACUCUUGAGAAAUCCAGUGGGUCUGCUGUCUGGCCACGUCGCUGGCAGACCCCUUGUCCCCACUAAGGAGGAAAAGGGAAUGAAUCAAAUGUAUUCAUUAUUAAAAAAAUAAAUAUGAGAAAAACAACACAAUAAUACUGACAGGAUCUGUAUGCAGAGAUAUCUUGUUCGCCUCGAAUUGUGACCCGUUUGCUAUACAUUAUUCCACUUACUAGAUGGCUACCAACUAAAUUAAUAAAUUAAUUGAAACAAAAUUAGAUUUUAAAUGUAAAUAUUUUAUAUAGAAAUUGUAUAUCUUAAAUGUUGGUAUGCAGAGAAACAUUAAACUAUAUCUGUACAUAAAGGCAGCCAACAAAUGACGACUAUGAGCCAUCAAGACCUCUCACAAAUACUGACCCUGACACCAGUCUCAGAACUGGAAACAACAGUGCAGUCCCCCAUGAUUCCAGCUGGAAACAGCAACUGGACCACAUCAUUUAGAGUACCCCUAGAGAAGUGUAGAGCCAGCCUCCGGAGAAUGCUGAAUGAGAAGGAGAAGCCCGAUAUCUCGGACAGGAGACAUAUGGUUAGAAUGAUGGUGGAUGAAAUGAGACAGCAUUGCCUAAACCCCACCCUCAGCCAGUGUGCAUUUAUUGCAAAAGGCAUCAUAGAAAAAUAUCCUAAUAGCCUUCAAGACAGGACAGAAGAGGGAGAAAAGAUGGGGAGUGGCCACUACACGCUCUGUCAGCAGCUGAAGUCCAGAGUCGACAAUCUCAACAGAAACAACACUCUAGCUCGAUUGAGAAAAGAGAGAAGGCCUGCUGUGACUCCUGCUGCCACUGCUGGCAACAGUCAGCCAGCCAGAAAAUGUGCCAAAACAGACUCAUAUGGCUGCAUUAACUGGCAGCCAAUCGUUCUCCCAGAGGGAGAAACGAAGGAGUCUCUUCUUCAUAAAAAAGAGGAGCUCAAGCUCAUUUUCAGCCACGAGGGCCAAAGAGGAGCGGACAGGGCAAGAGUAGCAGAACUGAUGGAGACUACUUUCGAGACCCAAAGGCGCAAUAUAAACAUGCUGCCAGCUAUGCAGGAACUGAUUAAAGAAUGGCCAUUCCUCUUCCAGAAGAGAUUCCUCCUUGAUCACUUCAACCAGCUGACAGGGAUCGAGCUGGAUGCAAGACUCAGGGAGUCCAUGGAAAGCAAGGGGAAGAGGGUAAUGACAUUUUUCCAGUCACAGCUGCUUCGUUGGGGAAAAGAAGUAAGGACAGUCCUCGCCAACUUGGCAAAAGAGCCAGAAGUUGACCCCUGCCUUGCUGUCGUAUUGACCAUGAUGGCCUUCUUUCAUGAAAAAGAGGACGCCCUGUUCAUUCUAGCUGAUCUCACCACCACUCAGGCAGACGCAGAGACCCAGCUUUCCCUUCCCAGGACGCCAAGAAUAAUCCUGCUGGGAGAUUCCAUUCUCUCAGCGAAGCAAUGGAUGCUGGCCUUGGAGGGCAAGGUGUUUAUAACACCAACCAACCUCCAGAUGGACUUCACCUCUGCCCUGGCGGUCCUCUUUGGGUCUCAUUAUGCCUUCAAUAUUGAGUACCAGCCCGAGGCAGCUUCUACCCUGGAUUUCAUUCAGAGGUUUCUCGUCAGGAUCAAUCCUGAAUUUUCCAAGUGCACGGCGAAGAUCCAGACGAGCAAGAAGACAAAUAAGAUGGUGCAGAGGAAGCAGGUGUCCCUCAAUCCCCACGUGGCUGCAUUCAUAAGGGACUUCACCGAAUUUGAUUGGCAGAAUUUCUAAGACCACUUUCAGAACUUGACAGGGUUUCAGCCUGCGUUGCUGUACCAGGAGCUGCUGCUUCGAUUGAUAAAUAAUAAUAAUAAUAAUAAAUAAUGUUGAUAGAUAAUAUAAUAUAUAAUAUUGUGUUUUAUUUAUAUGCAUGGACAAUGAGAGAGUGGGUCCAGGUUUGGUAUGUUGGCAUUUUCCACCCUGCAGUCAUUUGUAUACUCCAAAACUACUUUUGCCCAAGAGUUUUUCGUCUAAAAAAGGCCCUGUGUGUUAUCCCUGUUGGCUUUCCGCUCCCUGUCUUCUGUUCUUCAAUAUCUCCCCAUUUAUUGAGUAUUUAGUUCCUGAACCACUCACAUUCAGAACACUUCAUUAAAAAAGAGAUAACACACUGAUGUUGUACACUGUAAAAAAAAAAAAAGUUGUUACAACUAACAAAAGUUAGUGUCCGGGCUGCCUUAAAAUGUUAAGUUAGCUGAACUUGUGAAGAUUAGUUGAGACAAUUGUGUAAUGGUUCAAAACAAAUAAACUUUUCUAGUCAAAUAAAAUGAACCUUUAGUUUACAUAACUUAAUCAAAAUUCAGUUCCCAUAGAAUUAUUUAGUUGAGUCAACACAAUCUUAAUUUAUUUCAACUGGAAUUCCAAAGCUGAAAAGAAUUAAUCUACAUUUCAGUCUACCUACAAUAUCUAG